Messenger RNA from Porites evermanni, 6725 nucleotides. Lineage: Eukaryota; Metazoa; Cnidaria; Anthozoa; Scleractinia; Poritidae. The record is from the annotation of a GenBank genome assembly.
AUGCAGCACUUAGUCGCGUUUAUCUUUAUCACCAUUAUCAUCAGAUGUUCAAUGAUGACAACACAUGGCUUAGAACAAUGUCAAGUCCAGUCAGUAUCAAUAUACGGUUAUUACCUGACUGGUCACGUUAUUUAUACAAAAACGUGUGCAAGUCUCUCUGAAUGCGUGAUUUUGUGUUCGUAUGAGUUCCGUUGCAAGAGUUUCAAUUUUCGGUUAAUGGAUAAGUUAUGUGAAUUGAACGAUGCGGACAGAUUUACUCACCCAGUGGAUUAUGUGCCGAUGGAAGGAUUUCUGUAUAAGGACACUACCGAAAGGCAUAGAAAGGUCAGUUGUCAUUUGGCUAAUGUACGGGACUGUGCAAUAAUUACCUGGAGGGGGGGUGGGGAAUGGAAAAUUAGAAGAGGGGGCAUAGGAGAAAAUGACAACGAGAGAGAGGUGUGGUUGGAUGUAAAAUUUAAUACAUAGGGGGGGUACUACUUUUUCAUUCCUUUUUGCAAACUGGAAAAGUAGUGGAGGAGUAAUUAGAGUUCAAAUAUAAAUACUAACAUUGGAAUAAAACUGACAAACUUAUCAACUCUAAGGCGUUCUGAUCUAUGAACUGUUGUUUUCUGUUUUCCUAUCUGUCAUGCAGUAAGAAAGGAAUGCCUCUCUGUUAUAUAUGUUAAAACGGUGCUACUUUAUUUGUACUAGGAUUUAAUAAAACAGGAAACUUCAAUUAAAAUUAAGCUGCAAAAGUAGCCGACUAUAAUGUUAUUCAAUGAAAAAGAAAGAUGCCAACGUCAGCGCACAUAGCAUCAUAAUUUAGCAGAAUGAAAAACCCAACUGUUGAAAUUUUAAUAGCAAUACAAAUUUAAAGUAUGGUAAAUAAAACACAGUAUGAUUGAGUUGAGCUUUAAAAAAAAGCUCAAUCAGACGGGAAUUCCUGAGUUCUCAACCACGCACGCGGAAACCUUAGUGCCAGAGAUGCUAUGGAAGAUGAGGAAUGUCCCAAUUCAUGCGAAGACGACACAAGCUCAGAGUCCAGUGAUUCUGAUGACUCUUCAAAUGACUCUUCGACAUACGUCGAAGAAUCAUUUGAAGUGAUGUUUGUACCGGAGGAAGAAAUCCACGAAGUAAACUAGGGGAGUGGGGGGUGGGUGGGGGUUGGGGAUGUUAGCCUUACUGUUAUCAUUAUGUGAGGGGAGGGGGGUUGAAAUUAAUUUUUGGUUAAUGAGACGGGGGUAUGACUUAGUUUUGGGGGCAUAUUUCACCCAUUUCCAAGCCCCCGCUACAGGUAAUUAUUACACGGUCCCUUAAUCCUUUAUAUUUGGGAAUAAUUUGUCAGAAAUAUUAUAUAAUUGUAUGGUUUUGCGUAACCAAGAUGUCCGCUUUAUCAUUACAUGAAGGUCAGACGCAUCAAAAAUUAAAAUCAAAAACUAAACAUUUCGUCUCUUUCAAGAACCAUCUUUGAUUUUUGUAGUGCAUGGUUGCACUGAACAUUUAGAUACUGGACGCGGUUCGUGAGGAAUUUUUAGACCAUCCCCUUCAGAUUGCAAGGGUAUUUUUUUUGUCCAGGAUGGCUUUGAAUCCUAAAAACCUUUGUCCAAUGCCAAUUAAAUGUUUCACUUUUUGUAGCGCUAGGGUAAGUCAGACUGCCGAACGAGACUUGUGUUGUAAAUUGUAUUACUAACAGCCCCUCAUGUCGCUUUCAUGGACCUAUCUGCAUUUUGAUUCAGGUAGCUAUAAAUUAAAAUAAUGUUUACUUCACGCGGGCUAGUAUUUCAUUCCACUGAACAACUUCCUUUGAUACUUGUUAGUUACAAAAUUUUGAUAAGCAUGAAUAGUUCAAUUUUCUCGCAGAAUCCUGGCUUCGGAUCUUGCGCGGAAAUUCUCCGGGAGUUCCCACAAGCUCAAAGCACCUACUACUGGCUGAAGAUCGGAGACAGAGAUGCCCAAGUGUAUUGUGAUAUGGGAAAGUACGGUACGUGUACAAGUAAAUGCACAUCAAAAAUUUAAUAUCAGCAAUACCUUAAUACCAACCUACCUGANCAAAAAUUAAAAUCAAAAACUAAACAUUUCGUCUCUUUCAAGAACCAUCUUUGAUUUUUGUAGUGCAUGGUUGCACUGAACAUUUAGAUACUGGACGCGGUUCGUGAGGAAUUUUUAGACCAUCCCCUUCAGAUUGCAAGGGUAUUUUUUUUGUCCAGGAUGGCUUUGAAUCCUAAAAACCUUUGUCCAAUGCCAAUUAAAUGUUUCACUUUUUGUAGCGCUAGGGUAAGUCAGACUGCCGAACGAGACUUGUGUUGUAAAUUGUAUUACUAACAGCCCCUCAUGUCGCUUUCAUGGACCUAUCUGCAUUUUGAUUCAGGUAGCUAUAAAUUAAAAUAAUGUUUACUUCACGCGGGCUAGUAUUUCAUUCCACUGAACAACUUCCUUUGAUACUUGUUAGUUACAAAAUUUUGAUAAGCAUGAAUAGUUCAAUUUUCUCGCAGAAUCCUGGCUUCGGAUCUUGCGCGGAAAUUCUCCGGGAGUUCCCACAAGCUCAAAGCACCUACUACUGGCUGAAGAUCGGAGACAGAGAUGCCCAAGUGUAUUGUGAUAUGGGAAAGUACGGUACGUGUACAAGUAAAUGCACAUCAAAAAUUUAAUAUCAGCAAUACCUUAAUACCAACCUACCUGACUUACAGAUAAUUUCGAGACGGCUGACUCUAAUUAGCCUGCUCAGAGCUAGACUCAAAAUUUUCUUUUCGUCUGUGGGCAGGCUAGACUCUAACAACGAAAACUUCGAAGUGUGGCAGGACCUAAUUGUUGCUGUCAUAAUUAAUCACAUUUUUAGUUAUAAUCAAUAAUUUGCGCAAAGAUAAACGUCUUUUUCACUAGAGCAAUACGAAUCAAGCAGACUCUUGUUCACUUACCUUCACUUUAACUCUUAUACCCAUUACCUGAAGAAAAACUUCUGUUUUGUAACCGAUAAAGAAAUGUUCCUUUUCUUACUUCAGUUUUUGUUGUUGUUCAGUUGUUGAUGUUUGCUUGGCUGUUUGUUCGUUCGUUAAUUAAUUUACUUUUCUUGUCCCAAUUUAUCUUUCCCGGGUAAUCUAGGGGGUGGAUGGUCAUUGGUUGCAAGCAUUAGCUCAACAAAUCAUCAUCAUUUACAAAGGAUUGAAAACUACUGCUUCAACUCAGUACUCUGUGUUCCUUUUAAUGAAACCAUCAUCAAGGCGAGGAAAUUAAGUGACCAGGAAAUUCAUAAACUAGCUCAGAUCGAGGGUAUGGGUGAUUUUUUAAUUCUUUAACUUGUUCUUACCUUGUGUGGUCACUGGUGUACAAUCGAUUACAAAACGUCGCAUGAAUAGUAUAGACCAUAAAAAAUAAUGCAUUUGCAUAAUUAGAUUGAAUACACACUGACGACGUAAGCAUGAAAGCGAGGCCUGAGGGCCACAUCACAAUUAGAUUGUUUAAAGUGGCAACAGAGCACCCAACAACUACGACAAAAAAUAGUUCUCACAAAUGAUGCGCAGCUACGCUUUGUAAUAAUCGUUCCGAUAAUAGGGUCAUUUAUUUCCAAACGAUCUUUGCCGAAGGUUAGUUUCUUCACUGUCCACUUUCCAACGCACGUUCAUUUACUGUAACCGCUCCAGGAAUAUCUCUUGGGGUUAAUUAUAAAUCUCUAAAUCACAAAUUGUUCUUGUUUUCUCCGCUCUAUCUACUUUUUUUCUAAGUUUGCGGCAAAUAUGGUGGCCAUAAGGCCUCGCUUUCAUGCUUAUGUCAUAAGUGGUUAUAUUACACGCUAAUAAAAUCUUUUGAGGGAGAGCGAUGUGUUUCUUCGGUCUUGAUGGCGCUGAGACCAGAUGGAAAAUAGCUAAGUACAGUAUUCUUGUUUUAAUUAACAUUUGGCUGAUAUUUUUUGAACAAAUUAAUGUGCAAAAAUUCUGUACUUAUUUCUGCAUAAACGAAAAACGAUGACAUGCGUAAUGACCCUUAAUUUUAAUGUCUUGUAACCGUCGUCACUAGAUCACUAAAUUUUAAUAAAUCUGUCCAAGGAAUAAUGAGCACUCACAGAAAGAUUAAUUCUGGUACAAAAUUACAAUGUAUGUUGAAAAACUCAAACAAAAAACAAACAAUAAAAAAAGGAAUAUCUUUGGGGGACUAUCGCUCCACCCCCAACCACCCCGUAAGGUUCUAUGCAUCAGUAUAAUUCAUUUCCUGAUUAGUAUUUGUAUAUUAUGGCACAGUAUUAUCUGCAUAAUAACCUUUCAUACAUAACCACUAUUGCACCAGGUUCUUUCCGAGUUGAUGUCUUGGGGCCUGGAAACAAAGUUAACCAUACCCUAUUCUAUCAGGUUAGUGCCUAAGGUCACGAGAUUUAUGAGGGUUAUUGGCCUGAGUCGAGGGGUUGAUAUUAUAACAUACAACCACAAACUAGGGGCCCAAAUAACUGACAGCGGCAGUAAUGUCGAGUAAUUCUGAGUCACAAUCUGCUAUUACACCAUCAAACCGACCUAUUUUGUCAACAUAUCUCAAAUGGUCAAAGGUGAACUCCGUUGAUAUACUCCACCUUGCCUAGUCUCUCGGCCUCAUUAUUCCGUGAGGCCAAAGCGUUUAGCGGGUCACUUGGUCCAAGCGAAAAUGUGAGGCCUAGACAAAAAACUCAAAAGUGAGACAAAAGUGAGACAGCUGAAUGGCGGUGUUUACUUGCCUGGUCCCUAGGCCUCGUCGGGUGUUGAGCUGUCAAAAUCUGAUUAAUCAGAUCUUACAGGAAAUACGACAACGAAUGUAAAUAAACACCCUCUGAGCAUUUUCCCGCCAGCCCGCAUCCCAGGGAGAGCUUGCUCGCAUGUUAUUCAAAAGAAUCUUGUGCCCAAUCAUUUUAUUUUCUGAUUUUAAGAUUCCAAGUGGACGAGAAAAAUUCAACUCCUCAUGUAGCGGUAAACUGUAAGUGCAACUUAUCAUUUUUAGUUUUUUUUUUUCUGGUGGAAAAAGAUUUAUGCGAGAAAAAUGAAGCUGCCUUAUUACUUUGAAGAGUGCGGGCAACGUUAUUAGGACUGAUCGUUCAUCUACACGUAGUUUGGAACCAUUCAUUAAGCUUUUUAUGACUUAUUUACAAGGCGAGUUUUGUUUCGCAAUAUUUCCAACCUUCCUUUACUUUCUCGCCCACAUUUCCCCUAAAACGGAUGCAAUCUAGACGGCGAAAACAAUUUCGUGUUAAUGUGACAAUCGAGAAGACAGCGUUAAAGGCCACUAAAUGACCAUAAUUUCUGAACCAGACUUUAUAUUUGAAAAUUUUGUCGCAGAAAACAGAGCUAUCUUUUUACAAAUAACUUUUAUUAAGUUUCUAUGAUCACCAUCACCAUCAGCAUCAUCUUCUUCUUCUUCUUCUUCUUCUUCUUCUUCUUCUUCUUCCUCUUCUUGAUCAUCAUCAUCAUCAUCAUCUUCACCUUCGCCUUCACCUUCAUCUUUAUCUUCAUCUUCAUUUUCAUUUUCAUCUCAUUAGCCUGCUUUAUUUCUUGCAGAUGUCCACGUAUGAUCAUUUCUUGCAUCUAUCCAUAUCAAUGGGAGACAAACAAUUGUACCAGUAUCAAUCAGGGAUAUCAAAUCGCUGAUGGAGAAUGUUACAGAGGUCAGAACAUGUACAGUGUGGGAAUUUAUUUAUUUAUAAAUUCUUUUUUUAUCCAACAUUUAACAAACGAAAAUUUACAUAUUGCUCUACCGGUAUAUGGCAGAGCAAACGUAGGUGGCCUUGUUCAAAACAGGUUCCUUGUAAGGUCUUCCUUGUAAUAAUCGUCCAGUUUCCAGUUUCAAAUUGUGUUAACCCUUUUUUUUUCUUUCAGUGUUUGAUGGCCAUGAUAACCGAGAGUGUAAUGGUUCUUUUUGGACAUCAUCUUGUUAUUGUAAGCAACGAACAAUUCAAUCAUGCAAAUCUUCUGGCUCCAUAACAUAAAGCUAACGUCGAACGUUCAUCUCAAUCAAACACGGACUUUGUUUGAAGUCCUAACUUCAACAAAUACGUCUGUCGUUACGUCUUCGGCAAAGGGCUUCUUAUGUAUGGUCUACUGCUUUUUACCCAUUUAUCAUUGAUAUUUAUAUUCUUACGUAUAUGGUCUACUGCUUUUCGCCCAUUUUAUAUAACGGAGCCUCCAUGCGCGCUUCGAGCGCGCGAUCGUAGCUCCAUACCUAAGAGAAAAUGGAAAAAUACCGUCGUCCUUCGGCCUCAUGGGUUGUUGAUUCAGAGCCCAUUCGGGCUCGAGGAAUAAUUGUUAAAUAUUAUGUUUAUUCGGAACAAAUUCAUUCAAGGUGAUGGGAAUAUUUGCCAGGAAAUUUCGUAACGGCUGUUUUCACACCAGCGGAUAAUCCAUCUUUAAAAUCCGUAAAAAUUGAUGGAAGAACAGAUGGAUAAAGUCAGGUGGAUGGUCCAUCCAAAAUUAAGACCGUUCUAUUUUCAAAUUAAGACGUACUAUCUAUCUGACCCGAAUUAUCCAAUGGAUAACCCGUUUCAGACGGAUAAUCCGUCUCUAGUGUGAAUACGGUCAAUGAGUCGAAAUUAUCGGCAUAUCAGCUUUUCGUCAUGUUGUACUAGUACUAGUUAACUAAUUUAUUUCCAUUUAUCGUUAAUAUAAUCCUAAACAUAAUAACGAUAAUGAUGAUGAUGAUUAUAGUUAUAAUAGUAAUGUUACGCUAAUAAUUUUAUAAAAGUAUCCUUUGGUAUUUUGGCCCGCACAGGUACAAGUUUUGUCUAUUUCUUUUGCUAG